UAGUACAUACUGUCUUAUUUAGGUGAAUUUGCUCUUUAACGUCGCUAAUAAGAUUUAUGUUUAAUAAUAUAAUAAUAAAUCUUAUUAAUCGCUAAUAAGAUUAAUAGGAUUUAUGUACUAUAGAAACAGCUUUCAUAUAAAUGAGCUCAUUUUGAUGAGAACUUUCAUUCAUUAAUAUACGUGAACAAGUGCCUACAUGAGACAGUAUGAAUGUAUUAUAACAAUUAUAUGAGCAAAUCUUUCAUAAAUGCAACUCUGUGCCGCAAUAUUUGGCUGUCAAUCGAUUUGUUAGUAUUCCUGAUUUUGUUCAAACUAUUUUUAAUACUUGAUGAAUAUAUACUUCCAAAAUAAUUUAAAUAAAAUUUUAAUUUAAUUGAAUAUGAGUGGCUAUCGUGGUAUCGGCGGUGGCGGAUUUCCAUAUAAAACAAAUCCAAAUCGCACUGGUGGUGCUUCGAUGAAUGCCGUGCCGCCGCCGUCUUCAUUAAGCGGACGUGGUUAUCAAAAAGGUAGUAGCAGUGCAAAUAGCGGUAACAGCUCGGCACCUACUUCUAGUGUUUCUAAACAUGGCUACACAACAUUAGAAUCUAUAAGCCAAUUUACAAGCUCACAAAAUGCAUUAGGAAAGCGAAAAGCACAUACCGAGGAUGAGUAUUUUGAUGAUGAUGACGAGCAAGUUCCCGAAAUGGCAUACAUACCGGCUCCUGGCUCACCGGGUGCUAAAACGCAAAACAAAGAUAAAGAUAGCGAUUCAGAAGAUGAUACACUUGAUAUGUUUAUGGCAGGCAUCGAACAACAAGUAGAAAAGGAGAAAAAAAGAAAGGAUACUGUGUCAACAAAUUCUAAUACUAGUGCUCCUUCCACCGAUAUUAAAAACGUCAAAGGUGUACGUGGUGAUAUCGAAGAUGAGGAUGACGAAGAAAGUUACUAUCGCUAUCUUGAGGAGAAUCCAAAUCUUGGUAUGCGAGAUGAUGGUUCAGAUAUCGAAAUUGAAUAUGAUGAAGAUGGUAAUCCUAUACCACCACCUAGAAAAAAAGAUAUUGAUCCAUUGCCAGUAAUUUAUCAUUCUGAAAUUGAAUAUGAAUCGUUUGAAAAAAAUUUUUAUACCCCCCAUGAAGAAAUAGCAAAUUUGAAUGAUGAAAAAGUGCGUGAUUUGCGUAAAACUUUAGGAGUCAAAGUUACUGGAGCUGAACCACCAAAACCGGUCACGUCAUUUGCACAUUUCGGCUUCGACGAAAGUCUAAUGAAAGCCGUACGAAAAGCUGAGUAUACCCAACCGACGCCCAUACAAGCGCAAGCGGUACCAACUGCACUGUCUGGACGUGACAUUAUUGGCAUAGCAAAGACUGGCUCCGGUAAAACCGCCGCGUUUAUUUGGCCGAUGUUAGUACAUAUAAUGGAUCAGCGAGAGUUACGUGAAGGUGAUGGUCCAAUUGGACUUAUUUUGGCACCUACUCGUGAACUGUCUUUGCAAAUAUACAAUGAAGCAAAGAAAUUUGGUAAGGUCUACAACAUUAAUGUGGUCUGUUGUUAUGGUGGUGGUUCAAAGUGGGAACAAAGUAAAGCACUUGAACAGGGUGCGGAAAUCGUUGUUGCUACGCCAGGUCGCAUGAUUGAUAUGGUCAAAAUUAAGGCGACAAACUUACGUAGGGUAACAUUUUUGGUACUCGAUGAAGCGGAUCGUAUGUUUCAUAUGGGCUUUGAACCACAAGUGCGAUCAAUUUGUAACCAUGUACGUCCGGAUCGUCAAACCUUGCUCUUUUCGGCGACAUUUAAAAAGCGUAUAGAACGUUUGGCACGUGAUGUUCUUAUGGAUCCAAUACGUAUUGUGCAGGGGGAUUUAAAUGAAGCCAAUCAGGACAUAACACAAUAUGUUUUUGUGUUUCCCAAUCCAUUACAGAAAUGGAAUUGGCUGCUUUGUCAUUUAGUGAAGUUUUUGUCCGAAGGCAGUAUAUUGAUAUUUGUCACUAAAAAAGCUGAUGCUGAAACAGUAGCUAAUAAUUUGUUGGUGAAAGAGCAAAAUUGUUUAUUAUUGCAUGGUGACAUGGAUCAAGCUGAUCGUAAUAAAGUAAUAACACAAUUUAAGAAAAAAGAAUGUGACAUACUGGUAGCAACUGAUGUUGCUGCUCGUGGUCUAGAUAUACCACACAUUCGUAAUGUAGUCAAUUAUGAUAUUGCACGAGAUAUAGACACACAUACACAUCGAAUUGGAAGAACUGGCCGUGCUGGAGAGAAAGGUACAGCUUACACAUUAGUUACUGAAAAAGAUAAAGAGUUUGCUGGACAUUUAGUGCGAAACUUAGAAGGUGCAGAUCAGGAAGUACCAGAAGAUUUAAUGCAAUUAGCUAUGAAAAGCUCAUGGUUUCGUAGUUCACGAUUUAAACAUGGUAAAGGUAAGAAACUUACUGUUGGAGGUACUGGGUUAGGUUAUCGAGAACGUGGCGGAAAUUCCAAUACCAAACCCCCAGCAUAUUCAUCUGAAAGUACCAGUUCUUAUACAUCAACAAGCAAAUCAAUUUCCGCUGCUGGACCUGCUACGAAUCGUUAUGCUGCUAUGCGUGAAGCUUUUCGUGCUCAGUACAUGUCGCAAUUUCGUGCUUCGAGUGAUAGAACUUGGGAACAAACUGUUCCUGAAAGUGGAGUUUUUGCUGCACCAGCACCACCGCCACCUCCGCCAGGAGGAGGAAAACCAACUUCAUCAUCAAGCACAGUUGGCGGUAGUAGCAACAAUAAUGACUCCAGUCGAUCUAGAGCGAAAAAAAGCCGUUGGAAUUAGGCAUGGAAUAUGAACUGACAUUUUUUUAAAUUAUUUGUAUGCAUGGUUUUGACAUUUAAUGAUGAUUUAAACAUUUUUCCAAAUAUAAACUAUGUGCUAUUAGUGGACAAAAUUUUUAUUACAUAUAUAUUAACAAUAUUAUUGUUUUUAACGUCCUUAACUGGUAACAUGAAUCGAGAUUGAUGAAUAAAUGUGAGAUAUUAACUCGAGAAAACUUGAAAAUCAAAUAAAACUUUUUUAUUGAAGAAAAUUAAGUACUAUUGUACCACAGACGAGUUAGAACUUAUCUGUGGUUAUUUUCUAAAAUUAUUUUGGUUCUAAUACCAUUAGCGACUUGCAAGAAAUAGUGUAAGAUAUUUACUUUGUAACUGGCCUGCUACAUAUUAUAAUUACAUUAAAUUCAAACUUUUUUAUAUAGCUUAUGUAGCUCAGAAAUUUAAAAUGCAAUGUGUUGAAUUUAUAAGCCAUAUCUUUAAUCAAUGCUGAACUGAAUUUAAAAUAAUUAUAAAAAACGUAUCCGCAGUCUAAGACAGAA
This is a messenger RNA of Teleopsis dalmanni, 3308 nucleotides long. Its product is annotated as ATP-dependent RNA helicase DDX42-like. The transcript is spliced from 2 exons. NCBI's taxonomy places the organism in Eukaryota, Metazoa, Arthropoda, Insecta, Diptera, Diopsidae. Gene Ontology annotation, molecular function: RNA helicase activity; ATP binding; nucleic acid binding. The coding region runs from base 380 to 2773 and encodes 797 amino acids. The record is from RefSeq and is a predicted model, not a curated record.